AUGGCCGGCUGUUUCUUCUCUGAAGAGGAGAAGGAGUCGCAGAGCAUCAGCGCUGAAACCGAGCGGCAGCUGCGCCCAGGCAAGCGGAACGUCCGCCGGGAGCUGAAGCUGCUGCUGCUGGGCACAGGAGACAGUGGCAAGAGUAUGUUCAUUAAACAAAUGAGGAUUAUUCAUGCAUCAGGUUACAUGGAAGAGGACAGGAAGGGCUUCACAAAACUGGUUUACCAAAAUAUAUUUACUGCCGUGCAAGCGAUGAUUAGAGCCAUGGAUACUCUCAAGAUACAGUACACAUGCAAAGAGAAUGAGGAAGUUUGCCUCUGUAAGUACACUCAGUCACCAGUGGUCGUCCUUCUCCUUAUGGCCUUCACCCGUUUACCAGGGAAAGAAAGUUUUGGGAUUGUUUAAAGGAAAACUGCAACUGAGAGCAACAUACUUCAAUUUGCAUUGAAAGAGAUAAGCAUAUUUAUAAAGAUAUUA
Messenger RNA from Pezoporus occidentalis (night parrot), 477 nucleotides. RefSeq names its product guanine nucleotide-binding protein subunit alpha-14-like. Gene Ontology annotation, cellular component: heterotrimeric G-protein complex. The transcript has 3 exons. Gene Ontology annotation, molecular function: G-protein beta/gamma-subunit complex binding; G protein-coupled receptor binding; GTPase activity. Gene Ontology annotation, biological process: action potential; adenylate cyclase-modulating G protein-coupled receptor signaling pathway; phospholipase C-activating dopamine receptor signaling pathway. NCBI's taxonomy places the organism in Eukaryota, Metazoa, Chordata, Aves, Psittaciformes, Psittacidae. The record is from RefSeq and is a predicted model, not a curated record. The coding region runs from base 1 to 405 and encodes 134 amino acids.